Tripterygium wilfordii is the source of this 924-nucleotide messenger RNA. RefSeq lists its product as uncharacterized. The transcript has a single exon. NCBI's taxonomy places the organism in Eukaryota, Viridiplantae, Streptophyta, Magnoliopsida, Celastrales, Celastraceae. Bases 1 to 924 code for a protein of 307 amino acids. The record is from RefSeq and is a predicted model, not a curated record.
AUGAGAGGGAUAAAGCUAAAAGAAACUGAACUUUUUCUUGUGAAAAAAUUCAAUGAUACUCACACAUGUUCGUUGGAAUUUGUGAAUCAUGGGCACAAGCAAGCAUCAGGAAGGGUGAUUGGUGAUUGCAUCAGGGCCAGAUAUGAAGGUGUUGGGCAUGUUUACAGACCAAAGGACAUAAUGCAGGAUAUUAGAAGAGAAUAUGGAGUUAAUAUUACCUAUGAUAAGGCAUGGAGGGCUAGAGAAUGUGCUCUUUAUUCUCUUCGUGGUUCAUCGGAAGAAUCAUUUACUUACUUACCCCAUUAUUGUGCUGUAUUGGAGAUUAAUAACCCUGGUACAAUUACUCAUAUUGAGUCUGAUGAUGAAAAUCGAUUCAAUUUUUUUUUCAUGGCUAUUGGUGCAAGCUUACGUGGAUUUCAGAGUUCAAUACGCCCUGUUAUCGUCGUUGAUGACAACCAUUUGAAGGGUAAGUAUUUGGGUACACUUUUUGUGGCAACUGCUUUGGAUGGAAAUGAGCAAAUUUAUCCGGUUGCUUUUAGCAUUGAUGAUUCUGAGAAUAAUGCAUCUUCGCAAUGGUUUUUUGAAAAAUUACGGGAUGUCAUUGUAGUUGAAGACUUUUCACGGUUAUGUAUAAUUUCAGACAGAAAUCCUAGCAUUGAUAGGGCAGUUUCACUUGUAUUGCCUGGUUCAUUUCAUGGUGUAUGUAUCGUCCAUAUCCAACGGAACAUGAAGGCGAAAGGGUUCAACGAAUCUAUCAUCCCUAUAUAUCUUAAAGCUGCUAAGGUGUAUCGAACAUCUGAGUUUGAGCAUUUAAUGAAUCAGUUGCGUAAUGUCGAUGGAGGUAGACAAUAUGCUUAUUUAGUUGAAGCUGGUUUCCAUAGGUGGUCUAGAGCACUGUCUUCUGGUAAGAGUAUAGUAUCAUGA